AGUCAAGUUGCAUAUAUGCACAGACAAACGACAACACAACCAACCAAAAGCAAAAUCAGAUUACUGAAAUGGCGAACGACAACCGCGUCGGAGAAAUCGAAGAAGAAGAAGAGGCUGCACCGCUGCUAUCGGAAAGUGCCGGAGGUGGAGGUGCACGUAUACAAGCAAGGGAAGGGUCCGAUUGACGUCAUUAAAAUGGCUCUGGGCGGGUGGGACCAGGACCAGCUGGAAGUCCGAGAAAUUCUGGAAAAGUACGGGUUCAAGUCUGUUUAUGCGUUAACACCCGGAUCGGGUCGGGGAGUGCCCAUCAGGUUUAAUCCGAGGAACGGCCGGUCGUUGCUCACUUACAGAGAUGGCGCCGUUGUUUAUCUUGACGGAGAGCCUAAGGACUCAUUGCUCCAGCCCGUUACCAAGAUAUUAUUAGGAGUAGCAGUAAUAACCGUAAUGAUUGUCUUGGUUAUGAAAGAGACUCCAAACUGGGCAAAAAAGCUCAACUUCUCAGGUGGUCGUAUUCCACCUUGGGUUUUAGCUUGUGCAGUUAUUGUUUUCACUCGAUUGCGGAAGAGAACCAAGAGUUUUCUAGAAAAGCACCUACAGUGAGCCUUUGGACACUUCACUUAAGUUGGAGAGAAGAACUUCCACUCCCUAAGGUUUUUAUCUUUGCUACUUCGACUGGCAUAACUCAUUCAUCCACACGUGAGACACUGUUGGAUGGUUUUGCUUUUGGUUACAGUACGAGAAUGUUUUGGCUCCAUAAGAAUUGUUCAAUGGAUGCUUCAAACUAGAACUACGAGCGAUAUUUCCAACUUUUGUUGUCUCCAUAAAAGAUCAUACAACUAUAAUUUAGACCUGGUAUAGGAUAGCUUUUUCUUCCUUUAUUAUGCUUUACUGCUGUGAAGAACUGAACCUGAGUAGAAAAGCACAGGUUACUUUGUUGAAAGCCUUUCCAUUUGAUUGAAAUUUAGAACUCCACGAAGCUGAUGUGA
This is a messenger RNA of Sesamum indicum (sesame), 986 nucleotides long. Its product is annotated as WD repeat protein. The record is from RefSeq and is a predicted model, not a curated record. Lineage: Eukaryota; Viridiplantae; Streptophyta; Magnoliopsida; Lamiales; Pedaliaceae.